GUUUAUCAACUUUUUCUGCCUUAUUUGGCCAAGAGCAGGUGAAUUAAAAUUAUUAGAAACAAAUUAUAUACUACUAUCUUAGAAAUGUAUUUCUACCAUUUGGAUGUCCUUCAUCGUAAGUUCUUUUCAGGGGUGUUUCAUUAUUUUUUGAAUUUCUGUGUUAAAAUCAGAUGGCUUCUUUCAUUCUAAGGAAAUAUCAUGCGAGGCCUUUCUUAUCCUCAUUGCUUUAUGCAGCAAACCCUUGAUCUCUUUUUGUAGAUUGGAUUCAGAUGAUUUAGGACUUCAGGAUGUCUUCAAAUGAUUAGGAGUUUCAGGAAGUUUGAGAUAAUCCCUCUUUCCUAGGCUCUUACUCCUCGACUCCUUAUCCUGCACAUUCAAACUCUUAUCAAGUUUUCAAUGAUGUGACUGAAACUCUGACAUAUUUUUCUCCAAAUUAAUCACAGUUCUAACUCUCAAAACCUGAGCAUGCUCAUCUAAUAACUCUUCAGGCAAGUCUUCUUCUGAUAUAAUAGUUUUGUACAUUUU
Moneuplotes crassus is the source of this 525-nucleotide messenger RNA. The record is from the annotation of a GenBank genome assembly. Lineage: Eukaryota; Ciliophora; Spirotrichea; Euplotida; Euplotidae.